CUCGUGCCCCUCCCCGUCUCCCCUUCCUCCCCCCACUUGUAAGGUCUUCACGCCUGCCGCUGCAGUCCACGCCAAACCCUAGCCGUCAUCGCCAUGGCCGACCCCGCCGCCGCCACUACAGAGGUCGGGGCACUCGCUUCGCCUCCCCCGCCGGCCGUCGAGGAGGACGAUGCGCCGGAGGAGGAGGAGGCCGUCCCGGAGGUGAAGAGGUGGCCCGGGUGGCCAGGGGACAGCGUGUUCCGGAUGGUGGUACCGGUGCUGAAGGUCGGCAGCAUCAUCGGGAGGAAGGGAGAGCUCAUCAAGCGCCUCGUCGAGGAGACCAAGGCCAGGGUCCGCGUCCUCGACGGCCCCGUCGGCGCCACCGAGCGCGUUGUUUUGGUGUCUGGAAAAGAAGAACCAGGCUUGGACCUGCCUCCAGCUAUGGAUGCUCUGAUUAGAGUUUUUAAACGUGUUAAUGGAAUAACCGAUGUAGCUGCUGACAGUACUACCCAGACAGCUGCUCCACCUGGUGUAUGUGCUGCGCGAUUGUUGGUUCCUGGAGCUCAAGCAAUUAACCUCAUUGGGAAGCAAGGUGCUUCAAUUAAGGCAAUCCAGGAGGGCACGGGUGCUACAAUACGGGUUAUAUCAAUAGAUGAGCGAGAGCGGCCUUUCUAUGUAACUGACGAUGAAAGGAUAGUUGAGAUACAGGGUGAAACAGAGAAAGUUCUAAAAGCACUGCAAGCAGUUUCUAAUCAUCUCCGGAAGUUUUUGGUUGACCAUAGUGUACUUCCAUUGUUUGAAAAAACUAAUGCCCCAGUAAGUCAGGACCGCAGUGCUGAUACUUGGGCUGACAUGCCACAUCAUUCAAUUGUUUCUACACAAGUAAACCAACAACCUGAAGUGCGUGAUGAAUAUAUACUUCCAAUGAAGAGGGAGCAUCUUUAUCUUGAACGGGAACCUCUGGUAGAUCAUAACAUUCAUCGCUCAGGUGUGUCACUUUAUGGGCGGGAUCCUGCCUUGUCAGCAUUGCGACCUUCUGGAAUGCAUAGUGUUGGCCCUCUCCUUACACAGAUAACUCAAACCAUGCAGAUCCCACUUACCUACGCGGAAGAUAUCAUCGGAGUGAAAGGAGCAAACAUUGCAUACAUACGAGCUAAUAGUGGUGCUGUUGUCACAAUUCAAGAGAGUUUGGGAAGCCCUGAUGAUAUAACUGUUGAAAUAAAGGGGACAUCAUCCCAGGUACAAGCCGCCCAACAGCUCAUCCAGGACUCCUUGGCUGCACACAGAGAACCUGUGAGGAGCAGCUAUGCAGGAUUAGAUCCGGUGUAUAGGUCGAGCUACUCGCAGUAUAGCAGCUCGGCUUAUCCCUCAUCAUCGCUGCCAUCUUAUUCUAGCAUGGACGGGAGCGGAUAUUCCUCAUCAGGUCUUGGUGGUUAUGGCUCCACUUAUCGGUACUAGCUGGCAUGGUUCCAAAAAGCAGUAAGCGUUAAGCGGUAGGUGAGGCCCCGAUUAGAGGAACUCAUGCUUAAGCGUGAUUAAGCGUGUUUGUACGGACAUUGUACGGACAGCUCAAAAUGAAUAUUUUCUGGCACAUAUAAUCCUAAAUUCUAUAUGUUUUUCUAUCAUAAAUCCUAAGCAUGUAAUCUAGGAAGAAAUAAUGUCGAUCGAUACCUUGAUA
Messenger RNA from Brachypodium distachyon (stiff brome), 1657 nucleotides. Its product is annotated as RNA-binding KH domain-containing protein PEPPER. Bases 94 to 1437 code for a protein of 447 amino acids. Gene Ontology annotation, biological process: regulation of gene expression. Gene Ontology annotation, molecular function: mRNA binding. Gene Ontology annotation, cellular component: nucleus; cytoplasm. The transcript has 6 exons. The record is from RefSeq and is a predicted model, not a curated record. Lineage: Eukaryota; Viridiplantae; Streptophyta; Magnoliopsida; Poales; Poaceae.